Molecule: messenger RNA, 1318 nt
Organism: Ciona intestinalis (vase tunicate)
Lineage: Eukaryota; Metazoa; Chordata; Ascidiacea; Phlebobranchia; Cionidae
Source: RefSeq, a predicted model, not a curated record
GUAUUUCACAGAAAAGAUUAUUCAAUGAUGAAGAAUGUGAUGAAAUUGAGCGGUGUAUCAACGAUGUGGUGAGGAACGGCGAGAAGAAUAUGUACAAUGAACAUACGGUGGACAGAGCUCCACUGAGGGUCAAAUAUUUUUUUGGAGAGGGAUACACAUACGGAAAGCAAAUGAACCAAAAAGGACCUGGACAGGAGCGUUUAUAUCAAAAAGGAGUUGUUGACCCAAUUCCUAGCUGGGUGUUUAAGAAGCUAGUAAAGCCCUUAGAAGAUUGUGGUAUGAUCAAGAAGAAGUGGAUAACGUCAGCUGUGAUCAAUGAUUAUUAUCCUGGUGGAUGCAUCGUCUCCCAUGUUGAUCCUGCUCAUAUAUUUGAACGCCCCAUCGUCAGUGUUUCGUUCUUUAGCACCGCAGCCUUAUCAUUCGGUUGCAAGUUUUCAUUCAAGCCAAUCCGAGUGUCCGACCCAGUGGUGUGUCUUCCCAUACCUCGUGGAGUUGCGACAAGCAUUUCAGGUUACGCAGCAGAUUCUAUCACUCAUUGUAUCAGACCACAAGAUAUCAGACAAAGGCGUGCUGUUAUCAUAUUAAGAAGAACAUUUGACAAUGCACCACGGCAAGGAGAGGAUUCUUCUCUUGUGUCUCAUCAUAGAACAUUAAACAACCAUGAGGAUCGAAGAUCUUCAAACAGGCAUCGUCUUUCUCUUGAUUCUCAUAGAGAUCGUAGAAAACAUACUCGAAGAUCGCCACGAAGAAGUGAAGGUAGUCAUCGGGAUCGUGAUGAGAGAGCAUCCAAACGAAGAAAGGAAGAGAAACCUGAAGAAAAGGAUAAGAAAACUAAGAAAAAAGAAAAGCAGAAUGUUGAAGUUAAAGUGGUAUCAACAUCACUUGUACAAAUAUCCAACAGAAAACGAGCAAAACCUUUCUUUAUGUAAACAAUAUCACUGCUUACUUGUUUGUGUGAAUUAUUGCUGACAAUUAACUAAAAAAGAGAGUUUAGAACCCAUCUCCUUGAACAAAAAUGUUUUGUAUGUUUUUUCGCUUUUCACACUUUUUUGUCUGGUUUAAUAUUCAUUCGUUGGUUUGCUCAACAUUUAUUCUACUAGGUUAGGUUCUACCUUGUUGUUUCAUUGGAGCUUGUUUUAGUUGAUUAUUUCAAAAUGCUUGCUUAACAGGUCAUACUGUCUGAUCUACUGUACAGAAUGUUUAUGUUAUCACACAAAGUACUUUUAAAUAUUGACGUAUGUACUGUAUAUUGACUUUAAUGUUUACAAACCGACACAUCCACCCAAAGGGAUAAUAUAAAGAUCAGCCAGGUAAGGUA